GGAGUUUUGUUACCGCGGACUUCCCCAUGUCUUGUCAGAGAAUGCUACCAGGAAAUACAGUUUAUAAAUGAAGUCGACACACACACACACACACACACACACACACACACACACACACACACACACACUGCCGCUGGACUACAUUAUACACUGACAGAAUAGCCUGUGUUAUAUCAUGGCGGCCGCAGUUUCUGCCUUCAUCCUGAUGUUUUCAACACUAUGGGGAUCCAGAGUGGUGUCAGGAGUCCUCAGCACACCCACAAAUGUGCGCUUGACCUCCCAUAACUUGAAUCUGGUGCUAAGGUGGGAUCCACCAGACCGGCCAAUCAGCGACCUGCUCUACACAACCGAGUACAACACCUCCACCCAAGGCUACCAAGUGCGCUGUGUGAACAUCUCCACCCAUGAAUGUGACUUGACCAACUUCAAGAACUCCAUAUUUCAGUAUGGAAAGUAUACAGGGAGAGUGCGGACACAGCUGGGGACAGAUAGCUCCGCCUGGAUGGAAAGCAACCAGAUUACCUUGGACAGAGAUUCCAUCAUCGGUGCACCCAAUGUCUCUCUCUUCUCCAACGGGGCUACUAUCGAAGUCAGCAUCAAGGAUCCAGUGUUCAGGAUCUCUGCAUUCCGAAGUGUUUACCACCUGGCCACUUACAACAUCACCUACUGGAAGGCCGGCCAGAAGGAAAAGGCCCAAAGCAUCAGCAACACGCUGCAAAACCGGGUAGUUCUUAACGACCUGGCCCCCUGGACCAAGUACUGUGUCCAAGUCCAGAUCAACACCGGGAGGAACCCCAACCACAGCGUGCCCAGCGCAGCUGUUUGUGAGAGCACCACCAUCGAAGAAGAGGCUCCCUGGGUGGCAGCGGUGGUGACGUUUGUCGUCAUGGCAAUGGCAGUGGCUGUGGUGGUGGUCGCAGUUGUGUAUCGGAAACGCAUAUCCCACUUUCUAUGCCCAAAGGAUGCACUGCCUCAGCACUUUAAAGAGUACCUGCUGGCCCCUCCCAACUCGUCCAUGUACCUAGACAUGCGAAACUCCCGUCCACCUAAGGAGGUCUUUGACCCGGUCAGCAUCGUGGCAGACGGCAGCACUCUGGAGGAAGGGCUCCCUCUGGAGGCAGCAGGGACUAGCUGCAGCAAACAGCCCGACACCACAUAGAGACACGCUGGGAACAGCAUCCAACGAACGCUGGGAAGCACCGGAACGAUGAAGAAGUCGGGACUGUUGGAGAUUAUCAGCAGGGACGACUGCAAAGACACUGAGAAACAGGGAAAUAAUCGAUUCUUGCUUGAUUUAAGAGUGUUAGAAAACAAAGAAACAAAUUCUGCAGCAGUCCUAUAUUAUCCCUCAGAGCAGGCGUUACUGUAAAGUGAUUAGGUGGCAAAGCCACAGAGACAUGUACAGUGCAGGACAUACAAGAUUGGUUGCACAUCCAAAUGACGUUGUUUUUGUACUGUACAACUCGCAGUUUUACCACAUACUGUACUUAACAGAAGGAGUGCGACACGGCCCUUUGGAGCCACCCGCUCCUAAGUAUCUAAGAGCUAAGUAUUUAAGCUGCCAUGAUGGUGUAAGGUGCCCAUCCACUGUUAAAGGGUAACUUGGUUUUGUUUUUUUAACCUGCACCCUAUCUUCCGGUGUUUUUGUGUCUAUGCAAACAAUAGGUUUUGAAAAUUAUUCCAGUAUUUAGCAAGACAGCUGCAAUCGUCUGUCAGUGAAAUAAGCUCCAAUGUAACGUUAAUGGGCGAUUACGCACCUUCAAUUCUGUCCACUAAAAGUGCUGUUUUUGCCACUGAGAGUCUCAGAUUGUUAUUCUAAGUGUGUGACAACAUUAUGGAAAGGAUCCCUACAGAGGUAGACCUUCUUCUAAAGAGUAAAAUCUGGUUUGGUUGAAAUACAUGUACAUAUGAUGGCUAAAGUACUGUUUAUUUCCAUGGAGUCUGGUGGGUUUGGCGAUUUUGGAGCUGUUUCCUGUUAAACAAAAAGGAUUUUAUGCAUUAAAAAAAGGUCUAUCUCUGUGGGAAUCCUUUCCAUAAUGUUGUCAGACACUUUGAAUAAUCUGAAUAAUAAUCUGAGCUCGGCAUUGGAAAUUACAGCACUUUUUGUGGUCACAAACUGAUGGUGAACAACUAUAAUCCUAUAGGCCACUUAGGCACCAGUGCAUGGGAAAAUGGGGUCCAGGUAAAAAAAAAAAAAAAAAAAAUGAAAUUACCCUUUAACCGUGUAUGAUUCUGUAUUAUCAAGUAUGCAUGUGGACUG
Molecule: messenger RNA, 2260 nt
Organism: Etheostoma spectabile (orangethroat darter)
Lineage: Eukaryota; Metazoa; Chordata; Actinopteri; Perciformes; Percidae
Product: interleukin-10 receptor subunit beta
Exons: 7
Coding region: 176-1159 (327 amino acids)
Biological process (GO): cytokine-mediated signaling pathway
Cellular component (GO): plasma membrane
Molecular function (GO): cytokine receptor activity; protein binding
Source: RefSeq, a predicted model, not a curated record